Molecule: messenger RNA, 198 nt
Organism: Clunio marinus
Lineage: Eukaryota; Metazoa; Arthropoda; Insecta; Diptera; Chironomidae
Source: the annotation of a GenBank genome assembly
AUGUCAAAGAUAAAAGAACUUCGAAGAGUCCCCAAUAAGAUGAAAAUCGCUUUGCUUUUUAAAUUACCACUUCUCGACAAAUCUUUAGAAAAUGCGCUCAACAAUUCACUUUUACAACGUUUUCAUGCAAAAAUAAGAUCGAGAGAUUGUGGAACGUGUGUUGACAGAAAUGAAUUUCAGUUAAUACCACAAAACUAA